Messenger RNA from Erigeron canadensis, 1593 nucleotides. RefSeq names its product E3 ubiquitin-protein ligase SIS3-like. Bases 161 to 1249 code for a protein of 362 amino acids. NCBI's taxonomy places the organism in Eukaryota, Viridiplantae, Streptophyta, Magnoliopsida, Asterales, Asteraceae. The transcript is spliced from 8 exons. Gene Ontology annotation, biological process: sugar mediated signaling pathway. Gene Ontology annotation, molecular function: ubiquitin-protein transferase activity. The record is from RefSeq and is a predicted model, not a curated record.
UAACAUAGACAUUUGGUCAAUUCAAAAUAUACGAAAAUAAAAAUACUUCAUUACAUGCUAUGACAAAUUGGUAGAAGUUUGCUAUAUUUUUGUAAUGGUUACUUAUACUCUUUUCAAAGAUGCCUAUACGUUUUCUUUAAGCUUGUAACCAAAUAGAGUUAUGGUUCUUUUGAGUUGGAAGCGGUACCAUCAAUGUACACACCCAUUGCAUCUGUGGAUAGUGAUUGAUUAUGGUGCCGUCUUUGUUUUCCGCCUGUUGAUGUUUGUAGACAAUGCUCUUGCAGCUAAAUUGGGAUUGGAUUUUGGUAGGCAGCAAAGAGAUGGUUAUUUUAUCGGAAGAGUAGUGGUUCUGUCCAUUCUGUAUAUCGUGCUAUAUCCAUUUCUAUGGGCUUGGAGUAUUACGGGAUCUAUAUGGUUCACUAGCGCGCAUAAAUGUUUUUUGCAGUUGCCCGAAAGAAAUCAGAAAUGGGGUUUUCUUGUUUGGUUGAUUUUCAGCUACUGUGGACUUAUCUGCCUUGCCAUAUAUUUAGUAAAUAAGUGGUUAAGACGAAGAAAAGCUCACAGGGAACGGGCUGAACUUGGGAUUCCUAUGUCCCGUAUUUCAGAAUAUGGGGUGUUGGUCGACAUGAUUCGUCUGCCAGAUUGGGUAUUUGAAAGUGCUGCUCAAGAGAUGAGAGCCAUGGAACAUGAUGCUACUCCUCAUCAUCCUGGCCUUUACUUAUCUGAAAACCAGAGGCAAGCAGUGGAGAUAUUAAUUCAGGAACUUCCAUUAUUCUCGUUGAAAGCUGUUCCGACUGAUUGUAGCGACUGUCCAAUAUGUUUGGAAGAGUUCCAUGUCGGAGACGAGGUUCGUGGCCUGCCUUGUGCUCAUAACUUUCAUGUACCAUGCAUUGAUAAAUGGCUAAGGUUAAACAUAAAAUGCCCUCGAUGCCGGUGUUCAGUCUUUCCCAACCUCGAACUAAAUGAUCUCCCUAAUAUCCCACCUGAUCCCAACCAUCCAUCAACCAUUUCAACAACUUAUCAAGCCCAAAGUCAACCUACUAGUCAAAGUUACCUUUCGAGAAUGCAAAGUUUUCUCAUGCCAGUCCGCUCAGAAAAUACAACAUCCUCUAACUCUAUUUUAAACUCCAACCCCAACUCUGACCCUAACAUUAAUAAUGAUUCUGAUGUUGCUUUGGACAUGGCUGAAAAUGGAGGCCAGCCACCCGAGAGUCAUGGUCAGCACACAAGUGCAGAGCGUGUACAAUGACUAAUUUUUGGCAGUCAUCCUGGCCGUUAUAAGGAGGUGUAUAUUUUAGUCUGCACUUUUAGUGGUUUCAGGUAGGGAUGAGCAGAUUUAUCUAAGUCCCUAUCCCGGGAAGUGGUACCGCGGUACCAGGAUUUGGUACCGGGAAAUAGUACUGAAUGGGAAAUGGGACCAGUACCGGUACCAAGUUUUUGAAAAAUUCGGGACUUGGUACCAUCGAUUUUAGAUUUUCUAAUUUUAUGGUUUCUUUUUACUUCAACUUGUCAUUAAUAGUUAUGUUACAUUGGUGUAAAAAAAUACUCAAACUGCCAAUAACAUUACUAUUAACGAGCAUUUUCAGUGUUCAA